AUGCUGGAUGAGAGGGACUCGGCCGCCCGUUGCCUCUCCUGCUUCGAUAACGCCGAAGGCAGCGGCGUGGAUGGGUUUUCUAGGGUUGACAUAGAAAACGAGGCGGAGGCCCUCGCCAGCCACAAGAAGUCCGUCCAGAAACUCCUGACGGAGCUUGAGGAGGAGCGGAGCGCCUCGUCGUCUGCGGUCACCGAGGCGAUGUCGAUGAUUUUGCGGGUCCAGCGCGAGAUGGCGGGGGCGUAGAUGGAGGCGCGACAGUUCCGGCGCCUCGCGGAGGAGAAGAUGGCCCAUGACCAGCAGGAGAUCGCCGCCGUCGACGAUAUCCUCUUCAAACGCGACCAGGCUGUGCAAGCCCUAACCUGCGUGGUCCAAGCAUACCGCCACCGCCUCCUCAGCUACGGAAUCGGCGUCGAUGAGUUCGACACGCCUCCUUCGGGACCGCAAACACCUGGCACGGCCACCGCAACGCCCACUUGCACCUCCGGUUCCCAAUUCGACGCAUACCCGGCAUUGCGAUGCGCUGACGAUUCCGCCACCGACCUCGACAAGUACCCCUCCGUGGAGACCCCUCGUGCCGCUGAUUCACCCCGCGAUUCAUUUCUCCAUCGCAACUUCCAGCUGGAGCGAGUGCGAAGCGGCAGUUUUCGCAUUUACAAGGACACAGUAGUUUCAGUGAGGCUGUCUCCGCGUCGGCAGUGGAGCUAUCUGAGGAGCUUAUCCUACAGAAGCUUAACCUCCCACGUCGAACACCCGGUCGACUACGCAUCCGACUAUCCGACUGCGGUGCGAGGUACGACAUUAGCGACAGAGUCUACACCGUGGAAGCCGUCCAUGGAGCGAGAGAGAACUUCGUGAGCAGGCCGAGAGAACUCCAUGGCAGCACAGGAAUCGAGGAUGAGCCGCAAAAAAGGGAA
Zingiber officinale is the source of this 914-nucleotide messenger RNA. Its product is annotated as myosin-binding protein 7-like. NCBI's taxonomy places the organism in Eukaryota, Viridiplantae, Streptophyta, Magnoliopsida, Zingiberales, Zingiberaceae. The transcript has a single exon. The coding region runs from base 1 to 243 and encodes 80 amino acids. The record is from RefSeq and is a predicted model, not a curated record.